Molecule: messenger RNA, 795 nt
Organism: Heterobasidion irregulare TC 32-1
Lineage: Eukaryota; Fungi; Basidiomycota; Agaricomycetes; Russulales; Bondarzewiaceae
Exons: 4
Coding region: 1-795 (264 amino acids)
Cellular component (GO): nucleus; cytosol
Source: RefSeq, a predicted model, not a curated record
AUGUCUCAGAAAACUCCUCGCCUGGCACUUCUGCUCUGCGACACACCUAUCCCCGCUGUUCUUCAGUCCUCAGGCGAUUAUCAUGAGAUCUUCAAGACAUUCUUUCGUUCGGCACUCCCAUCUGAACUUGUAGACUUCGCGAUCGAUGCGUAUGAUAUCAGAAAUAAGAUGGAGUAUCCAGGAGAUUCUCAGCUAGAUGAUUAUGCUGGGGUUGUCAUUACUGGAUCAGCGGCAUCCGCGUAUGAGGAUGUACCAUGGAUAAGCAAUCUCGUAAAAUGGGUUGCGAACAUCUCUACUGCUAAGCCGGAAUUGAAGAUAAUUGGCAUAUGCUUCGGCCAUCAAAUUAUUGCGCGCGCCCUGGGAGAGGACUGUGUGCCAAAUGGCGGAAAAUGGGAAGUGGGUGUGACGGAGGUUGGGCUCACCGACCUUGGGAAGAGGAUAUUUGGUGCCGAUGUCUUGAAUAUUCAACAGAUGCAUAGAGACCACGUUCCGACGAUCCCUCCAUCAUGCCAUCUUCUUGGCUCGACAUCCGUAUCCAUGAACCAGGGCUUUGUUCGCUUCUCUCCUCCCACAGGAGGCAUUUCGGCAGAAAAAGCUCUCCCACACAUCCAGAUUCUUACUCUGCAAGGUCACCCAGAGUUUACAGCGUCGAUUGUGAAAGAGCUCGUUGAUUUGCGAAGUGCAAAUGGGAUCAUAGACACUGAAACGGCGGAUGAUGCUCGGGCCAGGGCUAACUUGAGGAACGAUGGAGUUGACGUCGCUGGGAAGGCUAUAUGGCAGGUGAUACGAGCGUAG